UAAAAAUGGCGGCGCUCGUGGGCCGUCGCAUCGGUCCAUGUGGUUUCCAACACAGAGACAGUCAUAACUGAGGCCGGUACCGGUAGUCGCGAUGCUUCACUUACUAAUACGUGUUAACAUGGACUAUCAGUAGGCGUAACGUUUUUUCAACGUGUGUUGUCUGAGUAUUCCAGGUCAAUCAAGGUCAGUCUGGGCAAUCAACUUAUCAAGCACAUUACAGCAUGCAGUACUGCCAGUAGGCCUGACUGAGCUGAGCACCUUAGCCUGGCGUUUGUGUAGAGGCUUGAUCAUCACCAGCAUUGAUCAGCAUCGGCCAUAUCGGCCAAGCUACGGUGAUAAACCUCCACACUACAGCACUGGAGUGUACUCACAAAUUAGGCCUAUAAGCUUUUGAUAGGGCUAUCGAUAAGAAAUGAACAUUCUAGAGACAGAAAAUGCAGCAGCUGGAAGUGCUGAUCCAAGCAUUUCACCUUCUGAUCAAGAAAAAGGCCAUAGGUGUCGCCAGCUGACGGUUGAAGAGUGGACAAAACUGAAUGCCGAUAACAUGCUGGUGUCAGACUACAAACAAGCAAAGCUUGAGCGAGAAGCUCGCAAGAACUGGGACCUCUUCUACAAGAGGAACUCCACCAACUUCUUCAAGGACAGACACUGGACAACCAGAGAAUUUUGUGAACUGGCAGAGCUGGAGUCAAAGGAUGGCAGCAGGCCAGGCCAGAGGUUCUUACUGGAAGUGGGAUGUGGAGUCGGCAAUGCCAUCUAUCCACUGCUGGAAGAGAACAGACAGCUGUUUGUUUAUGCCUGCGAUUUCUCACCCAGAGCUGUGCAAUUUGUCAAGGAGAAUCCUGCCUAUGACCCCAGCAGGAUUUGUGUCUUUCAGUGUGAUUUAACUGCUGAUUCGUUACGAGAAAGUAUCCCAGAGUGCCACUUGGACAUCGUCACCAUGUUAUUUGUUUUGUCAGCAAUUCAUCCGGAAAAGAUGCCAUUAGCAUUGAAAAAUGUCUAUGAGGUGCUCAAACCAGGUGGAUGCGUGUUGUUCAGAGAUUACGGGUUAUAUGACCAUGCCAUGCUACGAUUCAGUAAAGGUCAUAAACUAGGAGAAAACUUCUAUGUACGGCAAGAUGGCACAAGGGCUUACUACUUCACUGAAGAGCAUCUGAGCAAGUUGUUCACAGAAGCUGGUUUUGAGGCCGCAAGCAGCGAGUAUGUCCUAAGAGAAACAGUCAACAAGAAGGAGGGACUGUGUGUGCCCAGGGUGUUUGUACAGGGGAAGUUUACCAAGCCAAGUCAGUCACUGACAAGCUGACAGCUAGCUUCUGCAUGCUGAUGUGGAGUAUGGAAGGUUACAGGUUUGGCAGAAACAGUGGCAGUUUUAACGCAGGUCCUCUUUGUUUUUCCCAACUGUUGCUCUGAGCAAUCAGUGCAUGUAGUAUUUCUUAUCUUAACAGUUUCCUGACAUUGAACACUCACAGAUCAUGUGAAACUUCCUGUUCAUUAUUAAAGUAGUAGUGUUUGCGGUA
Molecule: messenger RNA, 1517 nt
Organism: Acanthaster planci (crown-of-thorns starfish)
Lineage: Eukaryota; Metazoa; Echinodermata; Asteroidea; Valvatida; Acanthasteridae
Gene: mettl6
Product: methyltransferase like 6
Source: RefSeq, a predicted model, not a curated record